Molecule: messenger RNA, 1344 nt
Organism: Saprolegnia diclina VS20
Lineage: Eukaryota; Oomycota; Saprolegniomycetes; Saprolegniales; Saprolegniaceae
Product: TKL/DRK protein kinase
Exons: 1
Coding region: 8-1330 (440 amino acids)
Biological process (GO): protein phosphorylation
Molecular function (GO): protein kinase activity; ATP binding
Source: RefSeq, a predicted model, not a curated record
ACCCAUCAUGGCAGGCGACGACACCACGUCGUCCUCGACGCUCAUCGUCGUCGUGAUCGUCUGCACAGUCGUGAUCGUCUUGACGCUUCUCGGUCUCUUUCUCUAUUGGCGUAAGAAGCACGCGCGGUCGCAAGGCCUCUUACCGCAGGUAUACGAGCUCCAGCAACCAUUCGACGACCAUAUCAUCAUGGGCCCACCGACGCUCUCGCCGCCCUCGAGCCGCCCGCCAAUGAUGUCACCGCGCAAGCCAACCACGAUCAACAGCACGAACAACAGCAACAACCACAACCGUAGCAGUCAAAUCAAGAGCAGCAGCCAGCAGGAUGGCAGUGACCACAACAAACCCGGGUCCCAGAAUUCGGCCAACAACUCGGACAAGCCGACCGUACCAAAUCAAGGCCACCGAGCGUCGUCAGCCGAGCCUCCCAAGCCCAACGUCACCGACUCGGCAUUCUCCGAAGUCGAUGAUGCGCUUGAUGACUUUGAUCCGAAAUGGCGGCUACCAAAAGCCAGUGUCGUCAUCACGGCGCGUGUCGCCAAAGGCGCGUUUGGCGAGGUCUUCCUCGGUACGUACCUCGGGGAGACGACGGUCGCGGUCAAGUCGGUCUUGAAGGAGAAGCGCAAGCUCAAGGUCAUCCAAGCGUUCAUCGACGAGAUCAAGCUCAUGGCGCGUCUCGACUCGCCGUACAUUGUCCGGUUUUACGGCGCCAUUUACUCGCAUCCGUCACGCAUUCGCUGCGUCAUGGAGUACAUGGACUCGGGCGACCUCAAGGACUUUCUCAAAGUGCAUCCCCGGGCGCACGUCAACUGGGCGUGGAAGCUCGAGAUUGCCCUUUGCAUUGCCAAGGGGCUCGUAUACCUCCACGAGCUGCCCGUGAUCCACCGUGAUCUCAAGUCGCGCAACAUCCUCAUGGACUCGCACAUGGGCUCCAAGCUCUCGGACUUUGGCGUCUCGCGCGAAGAGACGACCGAGACCAUGACCCGGGGCGUCGGCACGUACCGCUGGAUGGCGCCCGAAGUGCUCAAGGACGGUCACUACAGCGUCGCGGCCGACAUUUUCUCAUUUGGCGUGAUUUUGACCGAACUCGAUACGCACCAAAUCCCAUAUCUCGACAAGCGCGACGCCAAAGGCAAGAUGCUCUCGGACGCCAACCUCAUUGCACAGGUGCUCCGGGGCACGAUGAAGCCGAGCUUCUCGUCCGACUGCCCGCCGUGGGUCCGCGUCCUCGCGCUCCAGUGCAUGUCCAACGACCCAAGCAUGCGCCCGACUGCGUCGGACCUCGCUGUCGGCCUCCAACAACGCCUCGAUGUUGAAAAAUCCCAAAUGUAAACCUAUCUAGAUUC